AUGAACAGUACAUCUAUGUCUUCAUUGGGAGUGAGAAAAGGUUCAUGGACUGAUGAAGAAGAUUUUCUUCUAAGAAAAUGUAUUGAUAAGUAUGGUGAAGGAAAAUGGCAUCUUGUUCCCAUAAGAGCUGGUCUGAAUAGAUGUCGGAAAAGUUGUAGAUUGAGGUGGCUGAAUUAUCUAAGGCCACAUAUCAAGAGAGGUGACUUUGAACAAGAUGAAGUGGAUCUCAUUUUGAGGCUUCAUAAGCUCUUAGGCAACAGAUGGUCACUUAUUGCUGGUAGACUUCCCGGAAGGACAGCUAACGAUGUGAAAAACUAUUGGAACACUAAUCUUCUAAGGAAGUUAAAUACUACUAAAAUUGUUCCUCGCGAAAAGAUUAACAAUAAGUGUGGAGAAAUUAGUACUAAGAUUGAAAUUAUAAAACCUCAACGACGCAAGUAUUUCUCAAGCACAAUGAAGAAUGUUACAAACAAUAAUGUAAUUUUGGACGAGGAGGAACAUUGCAAGGAAAUAAUAAGUGAGAAACAAACUCCAGAUGCAUCGAUGGACAACGUAGAUCCAUGGUGGAUAAAUUUACUGGAAAAUUGCAAUGACGAUAUUGAAGAAGAUGAAGAGGUUGUAAUUAAUUAUGAAAAAACACUAACAAGUUUGUUACAUGAAGAAAUAUCACCACCAUUAAAUAUUGGUGAAGGUAACUCCAUGCAACAAGGACAAAUAAGUCAUGAAAAUUGGGGUGAAUUUUCUCUUAAUUUACCACCCAUGCAACAAGGAGUACAAAAUGAUGAUUUUUCUGCUGAAAUUGACUUAUGGAAUCUACUUGAUUAA
This is a messenger RNA of Solanum lycopersicum (tomato), 825 nucleotides long. It is a transcript of the gene ANT1, whose product is annotated as anthocyanin 1. The record is from RefSeq and is marked provisional. Lineage: Eukaryota; Viridiplantae; Streptophyta; Magnoliopsida; Solanales; Solanaceae.